AUGGCUCCCAACCUGCAACCCGCCAUCCGGGCCAUGGCUGCCGAUGCAGGGCAGACCAUCUCGAAGCUGUUCAGGCGCAUCAACAUCCCUCUCACGGCAACAAGCCCUCCGGGUCUCGUCCAGGCCAACGUUGUCGACCCGUGGUCACAGUCUGGGAAGUAUGCUCUGGGCUGGACAUACUUCGCUCUCGCCAUGAUGGCGUGCGUCAUCGUUGUCCGAGUCUGGCACUACUGGCAGGACAAAAUCCGUCAAGCCAUUUACAAGCAGGAGGUGGAAGACUAUUAUCGAAAUAUGUACAGCAUGGACACGGACUAUGCGACGGCGCUGCACUCGGGGCAGGCAGGGCAGUUCUUUCCAGAAGGCGACGGCUUGGGAUAUAAACAAUUCCGGCCAAAGGCACACUUCUCGUCGGUGGGCGUUGUCAACGACACCCUGGCUCUCUUCCGGUGGCUCUUCUAUCGGCCGAUUCCCGACAUCGUUAUCGGGAAGCACAGAUUCACCUUCUCUUCGCUCGCCGUGCUCAUGUGCGCAUUCGUCGCCAUCGUCUUCGUCGCUCUCUAUUGCUUCCUUCAGCAGCCGCUGUUCUGGCAAAGCAUUCGAUUUGGAUCGCCACCAGUGGCCAUCCGAUCUGGCAUGAUUGCGGUGGCCAUGACGCCUUGGAUCAUUGCGACAAGCAUGAAGGCAAACGUGUUGACCAUGUUGAUUGGCAUCGGCCCGGAGCGGCUCAAUGUCUUUCAUCGAUGGCUCGGCUACCUGUGCCUUUUCCUUUCGCUCGUUCACAUGAUACCCUUCUAUAUUCAGCCCGUGUGGGAAGAUGGCGGCAUGACAGUCUUCAAUCAGCUCUUUCCGGAUGGAAGCGGGAUGAUUUACGGCACAGGCAUUGCAUGCAUAGUGCCGCUCAUCUGGCUCUGCGUUGCCUCGCUGCCUUUCAUUAGGAGAAUCGCGUACGAAGUGUUCGUCAUCCUGCACAUUCCUGCCGGCAUCGUCUACGUCGGCCUCUUGUUCUGGCACACCAAAAACUACCUCAUGUCGUGGAGCUACCUGUACGCCACAGUCGGCAUCUGGGCUGUCUGCUACCUGAUGCGAUUCUUCAAGCUCAACUGGACCAAACCUUGGCGCAUGGCGUUUAUGGUCGGCGAUGAGGCAGCCAUUACUCUCAUGUCAGAAAAUGCCAUCAAGAUCACGAUCCCCACGCAGAUGCGCUGGAAGCCUGGGCAGUACGUUUACCUGCGCAUGCCCGGGAUCUCGCUCCUCGACAAUCAUCCUUUCACGAUUUCGUCCCUCUGCAGCGAGGACUUUCCGUCCGAGUAUGGCGAGACCUAUCGCGACUGCGUCCUUGUCUUCAAACCCUACCGCGGUUUUACCAAGAAGGUGCUGGAAACCGCUCUCGCCAAGGGACCGUUCCACACGUAUCGAGCUUUUCUGGACGGCCCGUACGGGGGCAUGCGCCGGGAUCUCGCGGCGUUUGAUACCUGCAUACUCAUUGCGGGAGGAAGUGGCAUUACCUCACUCAUGUCGCAGCUUCUGAAUCUCAUCAAGCGAAUGCGAGACGGGAAAGCCAUCACACGCAAGGUCGUGGUCGUUUGGGCCGUGAAGCGGUUCGAGGCACUGGACUGGUUCAAGGAGGAGAUGCGUAUUUGCCAGGAGUCGGCGCCUCCAGAGAGCGUCACCUGCAAAUUCUUCCUGACUUCAGCGGUGAGGCAUCGUCCGGCGGCAGGGAUGACAGCCCCAAUCAGUGGGCAAAACAGGGCGCUCAACCACAUGCUUCACGACAAGCUUGAUGGCUUCGUCGCCGGCAUCGCCUCGAAGCGAAAUUCUGCCCUUAUUCAGGCCGAAGCUCAGGGCGAUCCGGACCGUGAGCGGGAACUGCGCGCCGAGGAUGAGGAUCGCAUCACGGCGCUGCCACACCAAAGAUAUCUUCAGCCGCACCAGCACGCGCCGCAGUCUAGAACUCACUCGGUUGCCGAAGACACGCUGCGCGUCGGCCCGAACGGCUAUCCAGAGGACAAGAAGCGAGCCAUGGGCGAUGACGAAACUGAGUUUCACUUUCCUCCAGUCAACAAGGAGCAGCCUCACUUCAACUACGCUCCGGCCUCGCCCCGGAAGCUGCCCCAAGAAACCCCUCAAGAUGACGAGUCGUUACCCGUACGCGCCCCGGAGCUCGCUCACCUGCGGCGAUCUAACAUCCCCGACCCAUCCAGACAACGCCCCGUUUCCACCCUCGGCCCGCCAGCCGGUUUCGACUUUGGCUUCCCCGAGACGCCGACGGAGUUCCAGAAGAACCUGAUGCGCUCUGCCUUCCCGAUCCCCCUCCAGAUGGACGGUGGCUGGACCAUCGAAUAUGGGCGCCCCCAGCUCGGCCACAUGCUCAAGGAGUGGGCGACGGGCGGCACAGACGGGCGUGGCAUCCUGGGUCGGCGGACUGCCGUAUUUGUCUGCGGGCCGCCGGCGAUGCGCGUGGGCGUCGCAAACACAGUCGCAAGGCUGCAGGCAGAGAUCUGGGGCGAUGAUGAGCUAGAGGAGAUUUUCCUGCACACGGAGAACUAUGCCUUAUAA
This is a messenger RNA of Purpureocillium lilacinum, 2556 nucleotides long. RefSeq lists its product as uncharacterized. The record is from RefSeq and is a predicted model, not a curated record. Gene Ontology annotation, cellular component: plasma membrane. Gene Ontology annotation, biological process: intracellular iron ion homeostasis; iron ion transport; copper ion import. Gene Ontology annotation, molecular function: ferric-chelate reductase activity. NCBI's taxonomy places the organism in Eukaryota, Fungi, Ascomycota, Sordariomycetes, Hypocreales, Ophiocordycipitaceae.